Molecule: messenger RNA, 1406 nt
Organism: Mercurialis annua (annual mercury)
Lineage: Eukaryota; Viridiplantae; Streptophyta; Magnoliopsida; Malpighiales; Euphorbiaceae
Product: cytochrome b561 and DOMON domain-containing protein At2g04850
Exons: 1
Coding region: 87-1295 (402 amino acids)
Source: RefSeq, a predicted model, not a curated record
AAAAUCAUCUCUUCUUUAAAACCAAUUCAAUUAUUUUCACAUAUUGUUUAUACUCUCUCUUAUCUUCCACCACCACCACCACCACCAUGCAUCUCUUCAUCUUAUUCUCCCUUACCAUCUUCUCCCAUUUUCACACUGCAAUUGCUGCUCACAGUUGCACAGCCACCACAUCAUCUAAAACCUUCCAAAAGUGCAUGACAUUACCUACACAACAAGCCUCAAUAGCAUGGACCUUUCACAACCAUGAUUCAACACUAGACUUGGUUUUCUUUAACACAUUCAUUUCACCUUCCGGUUGGGUAGGCUUCGGUAUUAACCCUAACUCGCCGGAAAUGGCCGGAACUCGCGCCCUAAUCGCUUUUUCGGAUCCGAAUUCCGGCCAAUUAGUUGUGUUACCUUACAUUUUAGACCCAACAGUAAAGCUACAAAGAUCACCACUUCUUUCCCGGCCGUUAGAUAUCCACCUCAUAACCUCCUCCGCCACGCUCUAUGGCGGAAAAAUGGCCACCAUACAUAACGGAGCAUCCGUACAAAUAUACACAACAAUUAAACUCUCACCAAACAAAACAAAAAUCCACAUUGUAUGGAACCGUGGGUUAUACGUACAAGGUUACUCUCCGACCAUCCAUCCGACAACAUCAAACGACUUGUCGUCUGUAGCAACCAUCGAUGUCUUAUCCGGUUCAACCGCCGGUUCACAUAAGGACGAAACGAGAACAUUGAAAAUAGUUCAUGGAACCAUCAAUGGUAUAGCGUGGGGUGUGUUACUACCAACCGGGUUAGUCACGGCUAGGUAUUUGAGACACAUACAAACACUCGGACCGGCUUGGUUUUACGCGCACGCCGGCAUUCAACUGACCGGAUUCUUUUUAGGUACUAUCGGUUUCGCCAUUGGAGUUAGGCUGGGAGAAUUAUCACCGGGAGUUGUUUAUAGCUUGCAUAGGAAGUUAGGGUUUGCUGUUUAUAUCUUGGGCGCUUUGCAAACCCUAGCAUUAUUAUUUAGGCCUAAGACUACAAAUAAGUAUAGAAAAUAUUGGAAAUCUUAUCAUCAUUUUGUUGGGUAUGGAUGUGUUGUGGUUGGGAUUGUUAAUGUUUUUCAAGGAUUUGAAGUGAUGGGUGAAGGCAAAUCUUAUGCAAAAUUAGGGUAUUGUUUGUGUUUAUCAACUUUAAUUGGUGCUUCAAUUGCUUUGGAAGUAAAUUCUUGGGUUAUUUUUUGUAGAAAAUCUAAGGAGGAGAAAUUGAGAAGAGAAGGGUUGAUUAGUGGGUCUGAUAAAGGAAGUGGAAUUCAUAAUUGAUUAUUGUUCAUUUUGUAGGUUGAUGAAAUGAGUUUUUCUUUGCUUAAAAUUUGGAAUUAAUUAAUUUUCUUCUUUUUUUGAAGAGUAAUCAUUAAUGGGUUCGAACCUUAA